ACUCUGCUUCCCCUUCCUGUCCCUGCAGGUGAAGUGGAAAGGGAAGGACUUGUUUGACUUAGUGUGCAGGACGCUGGGGCUCCGAGAAACCUGGUUCUUCGGGCUGCAGUACACCAUCAAGGACACGGUGGCUUGGCUCAAAAUGGACAAGAAGGUUCUGGAUCACGAUGUGCCAACAGAGGAGCCUGUCACCUUCCACUUCCUCGCCAAGUUUUAUCCCGAGAAUGCGGAGGAGGAGCUGGUCCAGGAAAUCACACAGCACUUGUUCUUCCUGCAGGUGAAGAAGCAGAUUUUGGACGAGAAGAUCUACUGUCCUCCCGAAGCUUCUGUCCUGCUGGCCUCGUACGCCGUCCAAGCCAAGUACGGUGACUACGAUCCCAACGUUCACAAGCGAGGCUUCCUGGCGCAGGAGGAGUUGCUUCCAAAGCGGGUAAUAAACCUCUACCAGAUGACCCCGGAGAUGUGGGAGGAGAGGAUAACAGCCUGGUAUGCGGAGCACCGAGGCAGAGCAAGAGACGAAGCAGAAAUGGAGUAUUUGAAGAUAGCUCAGGACUUGGAGAUGUAUGGAGUGAACUAUUUUGCAAUUAGGAACAAAAAGGGCACUGAACUGCUCCUUGGAGUUGACGCCUUGGGUCUUCACAUUUAUGACCCAGACAACCGGUUGACCCCCAAAAUCUCCUUCCCAUGGAACGAGAUCCGGAACAUCUCCUACAGCGAUAAGGAGUUUACGAUUAAGCCAUUGGACAAGAAGAUUGAUGUUUUCAAAUUCAAUUCAUCAAAGCUGCGUGUGAAUAAGCUGAUCCUUCAGCUGUGUAUCGGGAACCACGAUCUCUUCAUGAGGAGGAGAAAGGCGGACUCGUUGGAGGUCCAGCAGAUGAAAGCGCAGGCGAGGGAGGAGAAAGCCAGGAAGCAGAUGGAGCGGCAGCGCCUGGCCCGAGAGAAGCAGAUGAGGGAAGAGGCUGAGAGGACGAGGGAUGAGCUGGAGAGAAGGCUGAUGCAGUUAAAGGAGGAGGCGACAAUGGCCAACGAGGCUCUGAUGAGGUCUGAAGAGACAGCAGACUUGCUGGCUGAGAAGGCUCAGAUCACAGAGGAGGAGGCCAAGCUCCUGGCUCAGAAAGCGGCAGAGGCUGAGCAAGAGAUGCAGCGGAUCAAAGCCACGGCCAUCCGGACGGAGGAGGAGAAGCGGCUGAUGGAACAGAAGGUGCUAGAGGCAGAGAUGUUGGCACUGAAAAUGGCGGAGGAGUCGGAGAGGAGGGCAAAGGAGGCUGAUCAGCUAAAGCAAGACCUUCAGGAGGCUCGAGAGUCUGAGCGGAGAGCAAAGCAGAAGCUGUUGGAGAUCACCAGCAAGUCGUCCUACACGCAGUCCAUGAACUCCAGCACGACGGCGCUGCCCACGGACCUGCCGAGCUUCAACCUCAUCAGCGAGAGCCUGUCCUUCGACUUCAAGGAUACGGACAUGAAGAGGCUUUCCAUGGAGAUCGAGAAAGAGAAGGUAGAGUACAUGGAGAAAAGCAAGCACCUGCAGGAGCAGCUGAACGAGCUGAAGACCGAAAUCGAGGCGCUGAAACUGAAGGAGAGAGAGACGGCCCUGGAUAUAUUGCACAACGAGAACGCCAGCCGAGGCAACAGCAAGCACAACACUAUCAAAAAGCCUCAAGCCCAGGGCAGAAGACCUAUCUGCAUUUGAGACUUCCAAGUAGGUUAUUCCGAGCUCACACUACAGAGCACCAAGUCCCGCGUGGCCUUCUUCGAGGAGCUCUAGGACGUGCCCGCACCGCUCUCCUCCGGCCCCAGCGCCCGCGCCGGGCAUCGCCGCGUCCCGCCACCCGCCCCGGACUGCGACGUUCUGCACCUCCCGUCUGCCGACCCUCCUCCUCCCUCCCUGCUUUUGUUUUUUUCCAGCCUCUCCUGCCUUUUUUUUUUCUUUUUGGUUUUGUU
Oxyura jamaicensis (ruddy duck) is the source of this 1938-nucleotide messenger RNA. RefSeq names its product neurofibromin 2 (gene NF2). Gene Ontology annotation, biological process: regulation of organelle assembly; positive regulation of protein localization to early endosome; positive regulation of early endosome to late endosome transport. Gene Ontology annotation, cellular component: apical part of cell; cytoskeleton; plasma membrane. The record is from RefSeq and is a predicted model, not a curated record. Gene Ontology annotation, molecular function: actin binding; cell adhesion molecule binding. The transcript is spliced from 16 exons. Lineage: Eukaryota; Metazoa; Chordata; Aves; Anseriformes; Anatidae. The coding region runs from base 143 to 1687 and encodes 514 amino acids.